AUGGCUACGAACCCGCCUAACCGGUUGGGCGACGAUCUGAUCCGCCUGCUCUGGGACAGAAACCGACUUCUACAGAACCUCAACAACGACGGCAUCGAGCUCGAGCAAGCCCGCAAGUUGGUUUGGGGACUUGUCUUCCACAACUGGAACUCAAACGACGAAACGCUCCCACCUGCUCAAACCCCCCGCCGCCGCACAUAUUCUAGAGUCAAGGUGCCGGUCGGUCACCUGAUCUACGAUACGCCUCCAACACCGGUGCGUGAGGAACGCCGAGCCGGCGCCCGGGUCUACACCAGGCCCGAUUUCAACGUGAAUUCCGACACAGUUGAGUUUCCCAUGUUUGACUCGAAGAGCGGUCGCCUCCCUUCCGACACCGACAUCCGCUACGAUCCCGACUACCUUUGCGAUAUCAAUAGAGUUCACAAUCAGUGCGUCAUGGACAUGGACGCGGCCGAGCUCAGACGCCAAGGUCGCCUCAACACACGCUGGGUAGUCUACUAUUUGCGCCACAGAUUGCGACUGUCCCUCGUCAACCAACAUAACGGACGCGACACCUGCGAUUUUGCUUGCGGCCCGGGCAUCCGCAACACUGAAGUCGACCCCCGAGACCAAACUCAACCUAUCCUGUCACGGGAUCAAGAGGAUCUCACACCUAUCGUCGAGGUUGACCUUUGUUCGGACUACUUUGACUGGCAGGAAGAUGAUAUGAACGAGCUACAGGCCUACAGAUUUAGCAUGCGCGCCAACCAUCAGUACCAUGGUGUCUGUGGCAGUUCGGGCUAG
Molecule: messenger RNA, 783 nt
Organism: Colletotrichum gloeosporioides
Lineage: Eukaryota; Fungi; Ascomycota; Sordariomycetes; Glomerellales; Glomerellaceae
Exons: 3
Coding region: 1-783 (260 amino acids)
Source: RefSeq, a predicted model, not a curated record